Molecule: messenger RNA, 303 nt
Organism: Coniosporium apollinis CBS 100218
Lineage: Eukaryota; Fungi; Ascomycota; Dothideomycetes
Exons: 3
Coding region: 1-303 (100 amino acids)
Source: RefSeq, a predicted model, not a curated record
AUGACCGCGGGCGAGCUGCAGGACUGGCUCGGCAGCGAAGAGUCCGUCGGCGCUGGCUGGAGCAAAGACGAUGGCUCCGGCGAGACGAUCGGCCAUGAAAGCGGACGCAAGAUCAUCAAGAUCCUCGAGAAGAAUCCAAACAAGGACCCGGACAGCUACGACGAGGAAGACAUUGCCCACAUGCGCAAGGUGGUUGCUUACUGCAAGCGUCACUUGGCGCAGGAGGAGAAGGCGAAACAGGACUCGAACAGCAAGUCGUACAAGUCUCUGAAGAACUGGGGACAUGAUGCACAGAAGGCAUGA